AGGUGGCCGGUUAUAACGGUUCACUUCGAGGAUAAGGAGAUGAAACUGCUGUCUAUGUUUCAACUCUGGGGAGAGAGGGGACGCAGCACAAAUGUAAGGGUUUGUGGAGUGACAGGGGUAAAGUCAAGAGAAACAGAGCGUCGACUUCUCGACAAAUGGUUACGUCUUUGACCGUGUACUGUGGAAGUGUACCAGCGCCAGUGCUCUGCAAUGUUUGUUCGCCGGACGGGAAAACUGAAAUAAUCCAUUACCUUUCCUCUUUCCCAUACUGUCGAAGUUCUGCUUCCCGCGUUCACUUUGGCCAAAAGCGGAGCGGAGGACCCGAACAGGAGACGAACUUCAAAAAGACAACAGACGCCUAGUCCGUCUGUAGACAAGUUUGCUGUUCGUCUUGCGGCGCGCACCGGGCACGUGCGGUUGAUGUUGGACGAUGGCGGUAUCUGGGAGAGUCCGAGCGCUCCUGUUAUUGUUAUGGAUUUUUCAAGGUGACUCCCAGCGGGUGGAGAUGCCCAGGAGAGAGAUGGAGGUGGUGAAGGGUCAGAUGGUGGUCCUGCAGGCCUGGUACAGCCCCACAUCUGAUAUCGGCAGGAACAGCGUCAUCUGGAACUUCAUGGCCAACGACUCCAAGCAGGUAAUCUCCUACAGUAACGGUGAGCCAGGGAUAGGUAGUCAUGAGUUCAGGAAGCGUGUUGGGUUCAGCCUGUCCAUGCCCUCGGCCAAUCUCUCCAUCUACAUCAACAACACCCAGGAAUCAGACUCAGGACGAUACCUCUGCAAUGUCAUCAUCCCUGGAGCCCCCGGACUCUCUGGAGAAAUGCGCCUUAAUGUCAAAGUCCCUCCCUCGCCUCCUGUGUGCACGAUGACUGGGUCAUCUGUGUUGAACGGCAACGUGACACUGAGCUGUAAGUCCAGCUCGGGCAAACCCAUCCCUCAGUACAAAUGGACCAAGAAUGCUCCCAUGUCAGAGGUCUUCUUUUCCCCCAUGCAGAAAUGGAGAGCCUGCCCCUCGCCCUUGCUUGUUCUAGGGUUCAUGGAUGAGAGGCAAGGCACCCUCAGGCUGAGUAACCUCACUAAGAGCAUGUCAGGGAAAUAUGUGUGCCGAGCUAGCAACACUGCCGGCUCUGACACUUGCUCUAUCAACCUGGAGGUCUUCACCUCCUCUAAUGCUGGAACCAUUGUUGCUGCUACUCUGGGGUCCAUCGUGGGACUGGUAGCCAUCAUACUCUUCCUCAUCUUCAUACUGAGGAGGAGAGACCACGAAGAGGAGAUGGCCAAUGAUAUCAAGGAGGAUGCCCAGGCACCCAAGCGUGUUUCCUGGGCAAAGAGUGGCACAGGCUCAGACAUCCUCUCCAAAAAUGGGACGCUGUGCUCCAUAGACAUGAGCCCCCAUCUGCGAGACCCCCAGCAGCCCAACAACUUCCACUACCCCUACCCCACUGCCCCGGUCUGUGACACAGGCUCUGUGCUCAACGCCUACCGCCUUCGGCCUGGAGAGCCCAACCCUCUGCAGGGCCUCCCAGGGUACAUCAGUGGCACACCUCCACCCGGGCACACCAGACCCCACUGUGUUGCUAACAACAUUGAUGCCACCUCUCCACACGGGCACAGUCAACCCCCCAGUUCUAACCACAUCAGUGGGGCUCCACCCCCUGGCCACACCCGGCCCCUCAGCACUAGGAUCAUUGUUGACACCCCUCCCUAUGGGUUCAGUGAACCCCCCAGUUCUAACCGUGUUGGUGUCACCUCUCCACAUGGGUUCAGUGAACCCCCCAGUUCUAACCAUGUUGGUGUCACCUCUCCACAUGGGUUCAGUCAACCCCCCAGUUCUAACCAUGUUGGUGUCACCUCUCCACAUGGGUUCAGUCAACCCCCCAGUUCUAACCAUGUUGGUGUCACCUCUCCACAUAAGCACAGUCGACCCCCAAGUUUUAACAAAAUCGGUGCCUCCUCUCCACAUGGGCACAGCAGACCACCGAGUUCGAACCACAUUGGUGGCAGAGCUCCACACAGGCACAGCAGACCUCACAGUUCCAACCACAGCCGACCCACCAGCAUCAGUAGCAUGCCUCACUAUGGACACAGCAGAUCCUCCAGUUCCAACGGUGCCCCACCCCAUUCCCCACCUGGCCACAUGGUCACAGACCCCGACAAGACUGAGGGGGCCCAGCCCCAGGUACCACGCCCUCUCACCUCGCCCAUCAGAUCCGCCACCCUGGCCCGUAUGGGUGCUGUGCCCGCUCAGAGCCAGGCUGGAUCACUGGUAUAGCCCACUGGAGGGUAUCCUGUUUUACUAUUGAGCACAAAAAACUGAAGCAAAUGGAUAAAGACUUCCUCAAAGGAAGACUGCAUAGAGGAGAGGAUUUGCUAGGAAUUAAACUCUUUUUUUAUUGCAAUCGUUCAAAAUAAGUAGAAUAAAGAGCUCAUGCUAAAGAAGGCACUUGUUGAAUCUACGGUAUUCAAGUCUGCACAAGUUCAGACUUACUUGAUUUGUUUUUAUUCUUUUUGCUGUUUAAAUCUUUUUUGCUAAAUAUGUUUUUGCUUUUAUAUGCCAUGCUCAGAUUCUUUAAGGUUAAAACAAGGCCUAUUCUCUAAGGCCACAAACAUUUUUUAUGGAAGAAGUUGUUUGUGAAGAGGUUGUUGAAUCGGUAUAUUUGACAGUUGUAUGACAUAAACAUUUUACAUAUAAUGUAUAUAUGAAAUAUUGACAUUGAUAAGCGAGGUGUUGUCUGGAGAGAACGUAUGCUCAUCAACUCACAACACCAUCAUGCUGACACUAAGCAUAUUACUGCUCAUAGAGAUGUGUUAAACAUUUAACUUCACACACACACACCUGAUAUACAGUAAAGCACACUCCCUUAGUCCUCCUGGACAAUGUUUUUCUCAGGCCAACUGUUCAUGUUGAGUUGUGUUUCACUCCAGUAAAACUGCCCAUACAUGCUCUA
This is a messenger RNA of Coregonus clupeaformis (lake whitefish), 2942 nucleotides long. RefSeq names its product endothelial cell-selective adhesion molecule. The record is from RefSeq and is a predicted model, not a curated record. Gene Ontology annotation, cellular component: adherens junction; plasma membrane. Gene Ontology annotation, biological process: homophilic cell-cell adhesion. Lineage: Eukaryota; Metazoa; Chordata; Actinopteri; Salmoniformes; Salmonidae. Gene Ontology annotation, molecular function: cell-cell adhesion mediator activity. The transcript has 8 exons. Bases 431 to 2266 code for a protein of 611 amino acids.